Molecule: messenger RNA, 5705 nt
Organism: Rana temporaria (common frog)
Lineage: Eukaryota; Metazoa; Chordata; Amphibia; Anura; Ranidae
Gene: LMTK3
Product: lemur tyrosine kinase 3
Exons: 10
Coding region: 71-4315 (1414 amino acids)
Biological process (GO): protein phosphorylation
Molecular function (GO): protein kinase activity; ATP binding
Source: RefSeq, a predicted model, not a curated record
AAGCCUCCAACAUCCAAACAUUCUACAAUGCCUGGGGCUAUGCACAGAGACCAUACCUUUUCUCCUUAUCAUGGAGUUCUGUCAGCUGGGGGACCUGAAACGUUAUCUGAGAGCCCAAAGGAAGGCAGAUGGCAUGACACCAGAUCUUUUGACCUGUGAUCUAACAACAUUACAGAGAAUGGCAUAUGAAAUUACACUUGGACUCAUGCACCUUCAUAAAAAUAAUUAUAUCCACAGUGAUCUUGCCCUAAGAAACUGCCUUCUUACCUCCGAUCUGACUGUCCGAAUUGGAGACUAUGGCAUUUCACACAAUAAUUACAAGGAUGAUUACUACAUUACUCCAGAUCGACUCUGGAUCCCAUUACGUUGGGUUGCUCCAGAACUUUUAGAUGAAGUUCAUGGGAACUUAGUUGUGGUAGACCAGAGCAAGGAAAGCAAUGUCUGGUCUCUAGGAGUUACAGUAUGGGAACUCUUUGAAUUUGGAAGUCAGCCAUAUCGUCACCUGUCAGAUGAGGAAGUGCUGACCUUUGUGAUCAAGGAGCAGCAAAUGAAACUGGCCAAGCCUCGACUUAAGCUACCCCAUUCGGAUUACUGGUAUGAAGUGAUGCAGUCCUGCUGGCUCCCUGUUGAACAAAGACCUACAGUCGAAGAACUUCAUCUACAGCUCACAUAUUUGUUAAAUGAAUGCUCCAACCAGACAGAGGAGAGUUUUGAGUGGCGAUGGAAUGCACUUAAACCAAGUAAAUCUUCGAUGGGGCCUUUGCGUCACUCAGAUGAGAUUUCCGCAUUUCCACUACUAGAUAACUUCAAUGGUGGGGAUGGAUUUCAUGCAGAUAUGGAUGACAUCUUGACUGUAACAGAAAGCAGCCGUGGACUUAACUUUGAAUAUAUGUGGGAGAAAGCCAGACUGGGACGAUGGAAGUCAAACUCACAAUGCCAAGAUUACCCACCAAGUAAUGGGAGUUUGACUGUGCCUGCUAAUCCAUUUUAUGACUCUAGCCAUCAACAUUCACGUCAGAGCUUGGAGACUCCGAGUGUGGUUCCAGUUAUUAGCGCUCGUAGUCCUUCAGUAAGCAGUGAAUAUUACAUUCGCUUGGAGGAACAUGCAGACAGAGGGAGUGGUGUGGAUUGUACUGUCUGCGCACCUAGUCCGAUCUAUGAGAGAAAGUAUGAUAUGCAUGAUCAAAGAACACUUCAUCAGAGGUUGUCUCUUGGGAGCCCAGCUUCCCCAAUUGAACCACUCUUUUCUUCAGACUGGGACCCACUUGAAAGUGGUAGAACCAGUCCAGAAGAUCCUCCUGCUCAUCUAAUAUUACAUGAAGUUCCUAAACUUAUAGAUAGAUGGACACCUAAUAACAAUAAUCCCUUUAUAAAUGUAGGAAGAGACCUGCCUCGUUAUGUCAACCCUUUCCGUGGCUCAGCUGAGAGAGACUUGUCAAGACAGGUACAGGAGACCUCCUUAAUGGAGUCAUCUUUGCCUGAUGUCUUUUCUUCUGAUUCAAUUCUGAAUGUUUACAGAGACAUUGAGGAUCAUAGAAGGAGCUGGGAUUCAGAUACUCUGGAGGAGAGGGGUGCUGGGGAAACCCUUGCUGGAGACCCAGAAUCUCUGGCAGAGUUUUUGGAUGAUCGAUCUUCACCUUGGGAUUGUGAGCCCUCACUUAUGGAAGAUCAGAGCACAGAAAGCAGCAGCAGUAGUACAGACAAUAGCAGUCACCGCAACAUGCCCUCUUGUCCUUUGUGUAGUAGAGGUGUGAUGGGCAGUUUGCAGAGAUGCUCUUGCGCCAUGUUGCGUGGAGAUGUGGUAAUUGACUGGACCACACAUGUUGCCAUGCAUCAGGACCAUUAUGGCUUAGAUGAUGAUUCUUCUUUAAAAGUUGAGCAAGGUUCUCUUUCUGAGUGUUCUAUACCCGCUCGAACUUUUGGUGAUGGAGAUCUUUAUGCUGGACCCUUUGGAGACAGUCUUUGUGCUGCAGAACACCAAGAGUUUUAUGAUCCUUUAAUGGGAGCAGCAGUAAAAAGCUAUGAUAUUCAAGACUAUCGUAACCGUAGUCAAUUAAAGACUUAUGAAUCAUUACAAAAGAGUAUUACCAACCACCCUCCUUCCCCUUUUAUAGGAAUUUCCAACUCAAUGGCCAAUUGCAGUGUAAUUGUCCCCAUUGAAAUCCCACCUCUUUCCACACUUGCAGAAAGCAUAGAAGAAGAAGAGACAAUUGAGAUUGCUCCAGAUGUCCUUAAAAGAUUCCCAGUGAACCAUAACACGCUAAACCCAGUAAAGACACCACAGGACUCUAGGGCAACAUUAGAUUCUGUUGAUUCAUUGGACAUCCCUUCCAACACCAGCUCAUCAGAUGUAUGUAGUCCAUCAUCUCACUUUUCAUCUCCUGGGCAAAAAUUUGGCGACAGUGGCUAUGAUACAGAAAACACAUUUUCUCCAGAGUUCAUCCUUAAAGAUGUUAAAGAGGAAAAGGAGGAAGACAUUGGUCUUAAUGAUUUGAAGUUGCCUUUGACUCCUAUAUCAGAGUCAACUAGUGACUUGACUUUGACAGAAGAUUUUUCUGAACCACAGGCUACUCCUAUGGAAGAAGAAGGCUCUCUUAGAACAUUAAAUCUUGCAACACCUCACCGAGAUUCUGCUUACUUUUCUGAUUAUGACAAUGAAACAGAGAAACAUGGCAGAGCAGCGUGUCAGAAGUUUGAUGGCGGUGAUACAAAUGGGAUGUGUACAGAGGAAAUAUCUGUUGUUAUAUCAACAGCAGACGAAAAUCAUAAUAAUGAAGUUAAAAGCACAGAGGAACCCAUUCCACACAAAGAAUCUGUCGAGGAUACACUUGAAGAAUGUCCCAAAGCAGAAAAUAAAGAACAAAAUAAUCAUAAGACAGAUUUGCAAGAAGAUAAUGUUAAAGGAGAUGGAGAAAAGAUUUUGAACUGUAAUGGUGGAACGAACACAGUAUCAGACGAAGAUAUAAGUCAUAUUGUCUCUGAAAAUGUCUCUGUUGACUUUCGGGAAACAAAUAAAGACCAUUUUCCCAUUAUAGAUCAGAAAAAUUCAUAUGAAAACAUGCUAAAAAAACAACCGGAAAGUGGCUUUGUUGUUCAGGUCUGCAAAGAACAGCUUCUCUUCUCCCUGAGAGAAAAUGUGACUAGGAAUGUUCUUUCUACCUUUGAGUCAGGAACUGUAAACUCAUGUGUUUUGAAAGACCAAGCAGUUUUAAAGUUGUGGUCUAUGGAGCCCAAAGUAAAUCCAUCUACCCAAGAAAUAUUAAAAAGUGAACUUUUGUGCAAAGAAUCAUCUAAACUCACUGAGCCUGGGGAUAGCAAGUGUUCAAUAAGUGAUGUCACUCUGGACAUUAAUUCCACCGAAGAAUCCUCUACAAUGAAGCUGAAUGAGGAUCAAGAUGAAUGUGAAAACAAUGAACCAGAAACCCACAAUGUUGAUGAUGAAUUAGUGGAUGGAAAAGAAGAUUGUAAACAUGAAUCCAUUGAAGACAUCUCUUCUUUGCCAUUAGAACAAACCCUUGACAACAGUGAGAAGAACCCAGGAGACAUUUCUACUGGACAAGCAGACGGGUCAGUGCCAGAACAAUCAAAACUCUUUCUAGAUUUUGGAUCAGCUACAAAUCCCGGGAGUGAAGCUAUAAAAGCAAAAGUUGCCAGGCUUUCUUUAUCUCUUCCACCGCUGAACCUUCAAACAUUCCAGAGCUCCUCUGGGCGAAAGGCUUUGUGGGAAAAAGAAGAAGAAAAAAGAGAUUCACAUUUCAAUAAGGAAGAUGAGGAUGAGGACGAUGAUGGGUUCGGACUUCAAGAAUCACAGAGAACAGGCUCAGAGUCUGAAGGAGAGGUGGCUGGGAUCCCAAUUGUAGUAUCUGAGACAGAUGAUGCGCGUAAUUUGCGUAGUCUGCUAAAAUCCCCAAAAUCAGCUGAUGAAGCGGAUGAUGACUUUGAUCGGAAGAGGAAGAUGGUGUCCUUCUUUGACGAUGUAACUGUAUAUCUUUUUGACCAGAAUUCUUCACUAGAAUCAAGUAUGGAUGCUUUUUCAUCAGCGGAUGGCUUCAGUGGAAGUUUUGAGUGGGAUGAUGACUUUCCUCUGAUGACACAGAACUCCACGUUCCUUCCUAUGGCAGCAGAGGGAGCCGCUCUCAAGUCACCGAUAAGUCCUACUAUGCCGUCACCUCCUCCACUCCCUGGGAAAAGAGUGGAUGGAAAUCUAAUGGACUCACUGCGAUUCACUCGUUUUACUGUCUCGCCUGCUGUAGACCCACAUGUUCCACUGUGUGAAACUGAAGUAGCGCCGCCUGCAGGCACUAUUGAAAACUGAGGGUUUUGCCUUUGAGGAGAGUCUGUUGUGCCACAAGAGUCACUGAAGCCACUUAACGCAUUUCUGUUUCCUCCCUUAGCGUCUUCGCUGAUAUUCUUUUUUUUUUUUUGUAAAAUUCAGGCAUACCCAGCACCGCACAUUCCAUUCUACGGUAUUUCUAACUGUUCUGUAAUUGAGAUUUGUGUCUAUGCCAGCAAAGGAACUUGCAUCAGAUAUCCUGGAUGAUCAAACCUCUGUACAGGAAGAUUUUCUUCAUAUUUAAAUGUGCCAAACUGACUCCAUUUUAUAUGAUGUCUAGUUCCAGCAGUAGUUAGAAAUUGGUAUGUCCGCAUUUUGUGCUCUGCAGUGAAGCUGAACGCAGUGUUUAUGAAAUCUGUUGAUUGAUGGCACUUGAGUGCAGUUCUACUAAUGAAAGAUCAUCUGUGAUGGGUUACAAAGGCACUAUAUAUGCAGGUAAACAUGUCAAAUAGAUAGAACACUAUGCCCAGUUCGCUGAUAUACAUUUGUCCAUGUAAGUUGGUAACGCUCACCUCUGUGUGGCGCACAGACUGCUAUGCUCAAGCAGCUUAUAGAGUGGCGCCAAAACUACAGGAAGAUGUGUCCUUGUGACUGCCAAAGUGUAUUAAUGUGUGAUCAGUACAGCUUGUGCAUUCACCAUAAAGAUGUGCAAUAGCUGCAAUAGCGAACCUGUCUGAGCUCAUAAUGAACAGAGUAGCAGACAGUGAGCUGAAUCUCUUAUGACAACUUAUCUUACAGACACAACAACCCUCCUGGCGCUUCCUUAAGCUGGCCAUUUACUAGCAGAAUUUUGUUUGCUUGAUUCUAUGAUUGUUAGUCUGGACAAAUCGAUGCUCAUUUUUGAUGAGAAAAUUCAGUGGAGCAGGAUGGAAAAUUUUGCUCGGACAAACGCAUUUCUAACAGUAAAGUCAUCGAAUGUACUGAGAAUUUUCUACUAGUGUAUGGCUAGCUUUAGUGAGUGGAUGGGCUUUGCUCUAACUGUGACAUUAUUCCUAUAUUUCUGUGGAUAAAGAGAGCUGUCAGUUAACCACAAUGUAGACAAACACAGGUAUGGACAUUGGUGUACACAGGGACUUCACCUCUUACAUUUUUAGACUUAUAAAGAACAAGCCUGUGCUCACCCACACUGUGUUUAAAUUAUGCCUCUAUUUGUUCAUAAAGGGUCUAUCAGUUGAGAAAUUGCAGGUUGGCGAGCUGCAUCUGCAUGAUGCAGAUCCUCUUUUUUGUGAAUGAUAAAUGCACUGAUCAUCAGCAUUUGUUUUUGAAUAAGACCAAUUGUUUGAAAUCAAGCUUUAAAGUCUGGGGCCCUGUACACACAGCCGGAAAUCCCGUCAGGAAAAAAAACGUAGUUUUUCCUGACGGGAUUCCUGGC